Glarea lozoyensis ATCC 20868 is the source of this 2415-nucleotide messenger RNA. RefSeq names its product ARM repeat-containing protein. The transcript has 3 exons. Lineage: Eukaryota; Fungi; Ascomycota; Leotiomycetes; Helotiales; Helotiaceae. The record is from RefSeq and is a predicted model, not a curated record. Bases 1 to 2415 code for a protein of 804 amino acids. Gene Ontology annotation, biological process: vesicle-mediated transport; intracellular protein transport. Gene Ontology annotation, cellular component: AP-3 adaptor complex; membrane coat.
AUGGAGUCAAUAUCUCGGAUAACCAGCUUGCUGGAGAGCGCGCGAGAGCUCACCCUCGAUGCAGCUCAAUCGGCUCGAAGCUCACGAAGCUCGACGAGGACCCUACCAGCGGCGCAGAUCAAGAAGCUACUCGACAGUCGAAAUGAUAGAGAGGUCUUAGACGGGUUGAGGAAGGUCAUCUCGAUGAUGUACCGCAAUGCCUCCACCCUCCCCUUCUUCUCUUCAGUCGUGAAGAACGUCGCAUCCCCGAACAUAGAAAUCAAAAAGCUGGUCUACAUCUAUCUCCUCUCGCACGCAGAAUCAGAGCCUGAUCUCGCUCUCCUGUCCAUAAAUACAAUCCAGAAGUCCCUCUCUGAUGGGAACCCCCAAGUACGGGCACUCGCCCUCAAAACCAUGUCCGGUAUCCGGGUGCCGGUUAUAAGUCAAAUCGUAUCCUUAGCAAUCAAGAAGGGACUGGGAGACAUGAGCCCGUAUGUUAGAAAGGCUGCGGCUUUGGCGAUUCCUAAGUGUUAUAAUUUGGAUCCAGGAACUUUACCGCAGUUGUUGGAGUAUAUCAGUACCUUGUUAGGGGAUAAACAGUAUUAUGUUGCUGGGGCUGCAGUCAAGGCGUUUAUGGAUAUCUGCCCUGAGAGGAUUGACUUGGUCCACAAGCAUUACAGAAGUUUGGUGAAGAAGCUGGUUGAUAUGGACGAGUGGAGUCAAUUGGUGACCCUCCGUCUGAUGACUAUCUAUGCUAGAAAAUGCUUUCCCAAACGUACGACCAGAGUCCCGAAAAAAAGCAAUGGUACCAAAGGAUUUUACGGAGACGAAAAUGGCGGAGAUGGCGGAGAAGAAGAGCUGGGAGAAGAAAUCCAAGUUCUGGACCCAGAUCUCGAGCUGCUGCUGAAAAGUAUCAAGCCUCUUUUGCAAAGCCGAAACUCAGCUGUGGUUGUUGCGGUCGCGCGCUGCUAUGUUAGUCUUGGAAACCAGGAAUACAUCAGCCUUUGCAUUGGGCCUCUGAUUGCACUAUUACGUGGACCUCAGGAUAUUCAGCACAUCGCACUUUACAACAUUGUUUCGGUAUGUCUCACAAGACCAGAAGCAUUUGUCAAAUACUCUUCACAUUUUCUAGUUCGCUCUACGGAUCCUCCUCAAGUCUGGGAACUUAAACUGGAGAUUCUAACCCUAAUAUUUCCCCAUGCCGACGCUUACCUGAAGAGUAUCAUCCUCAACGAGCUCGAGCAUUUCUCGAGAGGUUCUGAUAAAGACCUGGUGCGAGAAGCGGUGCGGGCUAUUGGAAGAUGUGCUCAAAGUGAUGCGAGAACCUCAGCGCGCUGUCUGAGUCUGCUUCUCAAGCAAAUAACCAGUCUGGAUGGCAAUUUGGUUGCCGAAUCCUUGACUGUGAUUAGACACCUAAUUCAACAAGAUCCGACGCCUCAUACAAAUACUGUCAUUCGCCUAGCAAAGAAUCUUGACACAGCAACGAACCCUCGAGCUCGAGCAUCUAUUAUUUGGUUAGUUGGAGAGUUCUCUGGAAUUGAUGGCGAGAAUAAUAUUGCACCCGACGUCCUUCGGAUACUAGCAAAGGGGUUCGCAGACGAGGCGGAACCCGCUAAGCUCCAAAUCGUACUGUUGGCGGCUAAAGUAUAUCUGCAUCACCUCAAUCGAUCCGACGUCAAACUCGAGCCUGCUGAAACCGUCUCAUCUCCUGCAAACGAAUUUUCUCAUUCGGGUGGAAACGAGGGAUUUGGCGAGUACAACGAAACUGCAUCGCCAGCUCACCAGCCACCAGAACCGGAAUCAGACCACCCGAUUGUUAUACUAUGGAAGUAUGUUCUCCUACUUGCACGCUAUGACACGUCAUACGACCUACGCGAUCGAACUCGGCUCUACAAGGCUCUACUUGCUGUCCCGUCUUCCACGCAAUUAGCAAGCUUAAUGCUAUUGGCACCUAAGCCGGUUCCUCAUACACCAAGCCCGUCAGAGAGUCGGACAGGCUUUACUCUAGGGUCAGCGAGUCUCGUUGUCGGCGAGGAUGGUGGCUUACAUGGCCUCAAAGGUUAUGAAGCACUGCCAGAUUGGGUGAAAGCUGGUAAAGAGCCCGAUCCCUCACUGAGGGACACCGACACCAGCAAGCAAGAGUAUGAUGAGAAGCGGCUUGUGCCAGCUGGCGAGCGAUUAGAUAGCGCAGCGGGUAAUAUGAGAACUGCGUCGCCGUCCAACGCCAACGGAUUGGGCACCACUGGUGCCAAGGAGAAGACGCUCGACGAUUGGUUGGCAGAGUCUGAGGCCGAAGAAUCUGAAAGCGAAGAGGAAGAAACGGACGAAGAUGCUGAAGAGAGCGAGGAAGAAUCAAGUGGAGAAAAUUCGGAUGCCGAAGAUGACGAAAGCGACGACGAUGAUGAUGUAGCGGAGCAUGAUAGACUCGUCAAAUAG